CGCUUGUUUAGCAAUCCUAACAGAAAUAACUGCUACAAAUAACUUCUUUGUUUUUACAUGGGUAUUGUGUUUGCAUGUGAGUUUUGUGAAAUGGACAGAGCAGUCUUGCUUUGAUUUUGACCUAGAUUCCUCCUGAUUAUUCCAAUACAGCUAGUACCUGCUUAUUUCCUACUGUGAAAAUAGGAGAACAACUGUUGAUGCUAUCUUGCUGGGACUGCAUGUGCAGUAGGCGCGCAUGUCCAGUCCUCUCUCCUCCUCCUCCUCGGCUUCCUUAGUAAUGGAUAAAAUAGCACUGGGGGCCAAAGAAGGUGCAAGCCUGUAUUUCCCCUCCUGUGAAUUUUCAUUCUUUGAGGGUUUGAGUCACAGAAAAUAGGAGGGGGAAAAAGAGUAGAAUGAGUGAAUUUAUUUCCAUCUCCCUAUUUGGCAUGCAAAUUUUGCACACUUACAGGGAUGAACAGGGCCGUAAAACAAGUCACACAUCCACCUUAUUGCAUAAUUGCUGGAAACUCAGUGUCAGCAGGUGCCAAUCCUCCUUAGAGUGGCUUGUACCAUCUAGUUUCUAGUCCAGUUUUCUAUAUUGGUUGUCAGCACUUCAGUUUGCAGUGUAACCCAAGGAUUGAAUUAAAUGCCCAGGACACAGGCUCACUGUUUGGGAUGCAGGCAGCACAAACUACCAGAAGCAGGGCAGGCAGUAGGUCCUGAUCUUUUCUGUGGAGGUGGCCCAUGCACUCACUCUAUGCAUUCCUGGGUGUUCCUGUCUUCCCACCAUGGGCAAGGGUGCUGCCUGGGGAUGCUGCUCUUGUCCCUGUGCCAGAGCCAUGAGACUGUGGAAAUACUAUCCAUAUUAUGCUUACCUGUAAAUGGCAUAUAACCCACUGGCCUCAAUACCCUGGAGAAAAUGUGCACUUCAGCCACUGCGUGGAGUUCAGGCAGAUCUGCAAAGUCCAAUCUUACAUGCACCAGCGUUAAUGGCGGAGGUCCCAUUCAGCUUAAUUAAUAUUCCUAUAAACAUCUGCAGGUUUCUGUUUCUAGUGGAGACUACAGCUGGGGGGACUUCUUAAAGGGAUGUUUUGCAUAUUGAGGUUGAAAGGGAAGUUGAGCCUGAUACAUUAACUUAUCAUCUGUGUCAUUCUCUUGACAUCAUUUGGAUUACUACAAGCAUAAAUGACAGGCAGAUUAGGUGCAAGAUCUUCACACACACAUCCGUUUUUAGCAUGUUGAUCAGUGGAGAUCAGAGUUACUUCUCUGAAAACCUUGUUCUAAGUCAAGUCCCGGCAAGCACAAACCUGUGCGUGCAUGUACAAGUGGAGCAAGGCCUAUCCUUUACAAUACAUUUUUUUUCCUUUAAUAUGUAGGAUCUAGAUCUCUUAUAAUAACUUGGCCAUUAGGGGAAAGAAAAUGGAACUUUUCUCAAACAGUUUUUCUGUUGGGGAAUCUAGUGGCAGUUGCUUUGAAGCAUGUGUAAUUGAUUAUCAUACAUUUAUUUUAAAAAUAAGACAUAACAAGGAAUCUAACAUGAUGUUUUGGAAUAUAUCUUCUCCCCACAAUGUUCUUGAGGGAUAUGUAAGGUUGCAGGCAUCAUUUCAUGCCCUGUAUGUUUUUGAACAUAAAUCAAAGAAAUUGUUGGAGAGUUAUAGAUGUUCAUAGCAACUGUAGCUAUAAUAAACACAUGCAGUAUAUAUUUUCCAAGCUAUUUUGUAUGGGUGAAAAGCUGAAGCUGGCGUUUUGUAUGAACAAUUCAACUUAAUCACUGAAAAUUUAUUUCCUAGUUAGGGUGGUUUACCAGCAUAGCAGGAAGUUGUAUACCUUCAUUUAGGUUCAUCUAGUUAUGAAGGCUCAGUUAAGAUUGGAAAAGAAUUUAAAUUGGAUCUAGAUACCUUGAAUGAAUUAUUCCCAAUGCCAAAUUUAUCUUGAUGCUUCCAUGGUGAUAUUUAUAUCUAUAUUAUCACCUAUAUUGGUUUCAAUGAAUGCUGGAUAUUUUGGAGAGCAAAGAAAAUAUAAGAACAGUGUGAAAACCCAAACAUUUUUAAUUGUACUUGUAGCAAAAAAUACGAGCAUAUUUAAUACAAUGCGACAGAGAAUCUUGAAUGACUGGGAAGUGCAGAGCAUCUAAUGGGAACAGCAAGUAGCUUAGGCACAUGCAGUUCCCGAUGAUUGUAUUAGUUUUGGUUUAAAGUCUUGAUAGAUGAAAAGGGAAAAGCAACUAUUAUGGAGGUGUUUCAAUGAGAAGAAUUUAGCCACUCAUUUUGUGAUGAAUGCAGAAGGUGUUCCAUAUGUUGAUUAGGAUCCAUGUGCAUUUAAAAGUUAAAAAGAAAAUCCUGUAGUCACAGUUAUUAUGUAUAUGGAUAGACGGAGGAAAGGACACAUUUGGGACCUGUGCAGGAAUCAGACAGGUCUAGAUGAACAGUGUCAGACUUAAUUUUUAAGCAAAGUCCUCAAUUUUUAAGCAAAUUUUUAAGUGUCUGAAUAAAACAGGUAGGAUAUAUUUCUUGGAGUCUCUGUGUACUGUUGGAUUCUGAGACUCAUAAUUAAAACUGAUACUGCUUAUUGAAAAUCUUGAGACUAGCUGAACGGUGUGACUUGAAAAGUGUCAUUAUGCUUCUGCUGGACUUCUGUUUCAUCGCAGUUACCUUCAGUUGUUCCUCUUUAAUUACAAGAGCCAGAAAUCUCUUUUUAAAUGAGAAAGCAUGUCUCUUAUUCCUUGACUGCUGGAAACAAGGUUUUAAAAUCUAAAACAAAUAUUUGUGUAAAAACUGAGAAUUUGCUCUGAUUUAGUAAUUUGUAGCAUUAGCUGUAAAUGCCUUCUUGAUGAUAUGUUUGAAUUUUAAGGCCAUCAUGAAUUAAACAAGCUUUCUAAGUUGUUACAAGUGACAGACGUCAGGAAGACAGGGCAUGGCCCGUCUUGGACACUUGUACUAGUUUAGACUUUAGAAGAGCAGGCAGUGGGGUUGGCUUCCAAGGGCCACCCUUUCUACUGGGGAUGGGAGGGAUGGAGACCUAGAGCUUCUGACAUCACGUUAGCUCAGGGUCAGCCUCCCCUUCAUUUCUGUCCUAGCUCUUACUCCCCAUCCUCCCUGAACGUAUUUAGCGGUCCUGCCUUAAUGGCCAGACUACUUUACCCUGCCCUCUGAAGGUUGGAAAAUAGGCUUUGAAUUGUUACUGUUCUGCUUGCUGGAUACAAUGCUGUGAAAACAAAAUUCAAUGAGAAAAUCAGAAGGGAGAGAAAAGGGAAGUCAGGGUUGAGGUGUAAAGCUGCAGGUUGAGGUGUAUCUGGGAAAGCUGGGAGGAGAAAGAUUUUGGAAUUCCAGUUUGUCCCAUGUUCAGGACCUGUGUAUACUUUUACAAAAGAAGGUAGCUGAAGGAGCUUUGUCCCUGGAUCUGUAUUGACCCCCAGCUGUGGCAAGGGGGCAUGGUUAUAUAGGGGAGGUAAGGAGGAGUGGAGUCAAACUCGGAGUGGAUGUCCUCCAGCCUUGACAAGUGGGUCUGUGUGGGGUAGGACUGCUGGAUGUGGUUGUAUUACUGCUCAUGCAGCAUUCAGAAGUGUCAGCUUUUCUGUACUGACAUUUGGGUAUUUAGAGGCUGUUGAGGAGGAAACUUCAUUCACUGAAAUUCCUGCUUCCACUGGGAUUUUAAUUUUUUUUUUUUACUUGUCUUAAAUUAGUGCCUUGAGUUUCACCUGGCAAAAAGAACUUGUUUUACUCUGUGCUGAAUUUCAAACAGAAAAAAACCCUCAUUUGCUAUGCUAGAGUCAAAAGGGACCAGGUGGACAAGUGCUGUGAGUAAGUUUUGUGCAGUGUGGGCAGCAGGCUGGGCACUGGAGCACAGAGAGCAGGCGGUUCAAGGUCACUUAUGGCCCUUCAUAUGGCACAUCUGGGAGCAGGAUGCACAGCUGUGAGCUUUAGUCCUUACUUUUCUUAAGCAUGCAAUCCCUUUCUCACAGCUUAAGCAACAGAGGGACAGAAGCUGUGCUUUUGCAACAUGCAUUAAAUGUGGUGGUGUCAGUUUAGGCAGGGAAAGGUGAGGUUAUGUGUUGGAGGUGACGCAGGCAGGCAGUGAGUCCUGCCUCAUAGCCAAGACUUUGAGUCGCUGCCUUGCAGUGUCCCUUGAGAGAAAAGAGCAAAAUUAAACCUGCUGAUGCCACCACACACUUUCGUUUCUCUGGUGUGACACAGUCCAGGAGUGGACAGUAUCCUUCUCCCAAAGGAGAGAGACAAAUCUGGGAGAAAUGCACGUUGAAUCAAUAUGGUUACCCUCCUGUAAAUGGUGCCUACUUUUAACAAAAAUUAUUUUACAUGUUUCACUGAUCAUAUUUUGCUUCUUCUUACCUUUUUUUAAUUUGAAGGGGGGUGAGGACAUGUUUUAGAAAAUUGGGCUACAAGCCCUUACACUUGUUUGUGCUUGUGAAUGAGUGUGUGCAUACGUGUGCAACGUGCAUACACAGACUUGGAUGUUGUGUAUGCACAGGAUCUCAAUUAUUUUGCUGUUUGAAUCACAGAGCAUGUUGCCUUGAUGUAGUGUCAGUUUUGGUUUCUGUCCUUUGGAAUAAAGUUCAAAAUAUUAAAGAAAUAACACACAAUAUACUAGUAGCUAGAAUAGUCAUAGUGCCUGAAGGGAAAAAAGGGUGGUGAUUAAUCAGUUUCACAAAUGCCCAGGAAAAAGCCUCAACUCCUCCUAACCAAACCCUGCAAUGGUGCACUUUUAGAAGGGAUUCUUCUAAAUUUUGUUUCUGAGGUUUUCUGGCUAUCCUGGAGAGAGGAGUAGGUUCUGUUUGGGAAGCAGCAUGCAAUCUCUACAGUCAUGCUCUGACUGAGUGCCAGGGGAAUGUGUGGUCCCAGUUGUUCUUUGGAGAAUCACCCUGGGCUAAAUGGUGAAACAGCUACAUCUAAAUUAAUUAUUGAUAAUUCUUUAACAUAAAAUGUGAGGAUGCGUUUGGAGUAUUGCUUCCCAGUUAAGAGCUGAAAUAGUUCUAGUAGAUGUAUUCUUUUUAAAUGUUGCUUUUCUGGUCUUACCACUUUGCUUGGACAGCAGUAAGAGCUGCAGAAGCUGGUACAGGUUCUGCCCAUGCCUGGUUUGGUUCUGGAGGGCCAAGGCAGGAGCUAAGGGGCCACUAACAGAUAUUUGAAGCCAUACUAAAGCUGUGGUCAGAAUACCAAAUUUUGCAGAAUUUGGGACGUUAUGCUCCAUGGUUUUAGUCCAACAGGGACCAGGCUAGAUCUGACUCUAGAUAAAAUACAAAUGAAAAGGAUGAGCCACCUUCCACUCCCCAAAUAUUUUGAUUUGUACUCUGUAUCAGAAAAAAAAACACUGAGCAGUGCGUGACUGAUGCAGGGCAGGCUCAGGAUUAAUUUAGGAUAAACAGGAUGCCUGUUGCACUUAAUUUAGAAAUUCUAAGGCAGAAAAUGCUUUUGAGUGCAGCUAACAGCUUCUCAUCUGCAAAUGCCACAAUCAAGACAAAGCAAAAGAUACUGUGGCAAAUUCUGCAGUUCACAGUCCUGACACAGUCAGAACCUCCUAUUGCAGUGAGGGAGACUUGUGCUUGUAUCACGGCUGCCUGGGAUGCAGGAUUUCAGAAUGGCAUUAAUAAAAAUAAUGCAGUAAAUAUACAAUUUCAAAAGUCCUGCAGGACAUGCAGCAAAUGCCGGCAGUUUGAACUGGGUGAAGUUGUCAAAGGUUGCUUUGCUCUCCAGAGCCUGGCAGUAGCUCCACUGAAAUGUGAUGCCAUUGGUUUUCAGCAAAGGUUUCUUUCUGCAGGGCUGCAAACAGAGAUCAGCUGCUACUGUGUGUACACAACUAGGGAGCAAAUCAAGCAGCACAUUUAAGCAGCCUUUUUAACCCUGAGACUUUCCAAGAUUUCUUUUUCACGCAGGAAGUUUCCUUUAUAUUGUCAGCAGUAGCACUUUGCUCAUGUAAUGAGAUCAGAGCUAGGAUCACUGCUGCACAGUAGAAAGACUUCCUUAAGACAUUUGUCCUUGAAACUGCACCAAACUCUUGGAAGAACCGAGAACCUGAUUUGCUGACAUUUGGGCUGUUUCAUUGCCAGAGGAGGCUUUGUGUGUCCCAAAGGAAGUGAGUGAUCUGGCCAUAACAAAUCCUGCCAAAAUAUUUUAACACCGUUACGAUUUUCUAAUGCAAUGCGUAGUGAAUGUGACUAGAAAAGGAUGGCUUCUCUGCAGAAUGUCAAGCAAAGAUCGACACAUUGAUUCCAGCUGUUCGUCGUACAUCAAGACGGAACCGUCGAGCCCCGCCUCUCUGACGGACAGCAUCAACCACCACAGCCCCGGUGGCUCCUCCGACGCCAGCGGGAGCUACAGUUCCACCAUGAAUGGACAUCAGAACGGGCUGGACUCGCCUCCCCUCUACCCCUCGGCCACAGGGCUCGGGGGCAACGGGCCAGUCAGGAAACGGUAUGAUGACUGCUCCAGUACCAUUGCUGAAGACUCACAGACCAAGUGUGAAUAUAUGCUGAACUCGAUGCCCAAAAGACUGUGUUUGGUGUGCGGUGACAUUGCAUCAGGGUACCACUAUGGAGUGGCCUCCUGCGAGGCCUGCAAGGCUUUCUUCAAGAGGACAAUUCAAGGUAACAUAGAGUACAGCUGCCCAGCAACGAAUGAAUGUGAAAUCACAAAGCGCAGACGCAAGUCCUGCCAAGCCUGCCGCUUCAUGAAAUGUCUAAAAGUUGGCAUGCUGAAAGAAGGUGUGCGCCUAGACCGAGUACGUGGAGGUCGCCAGAAGUACAAGCGCAGAAUAGAUGCAGAGAACAGCCCAUACCUGAACCCUCAGCUAGUUCAGCCAGCAAAAAAGCCAUAUAACAAGAUUGUCUCCCAUUUGCUGGUGGCUGAACCAGAGAAGAUCUAUGCUAUGCCUGACCCCACUGUUCCAGACAGUGACAUCAAAGCACUUACCACUCUUUGUGACCUGGCAGACAGAGAACUGGUGGUGAUCAUUGGAUGGGCUAAGCAUAUUCCAGGAUUCUCCACUUUGUCUCUAGCUGACCAGAUGAGCCUUCUGCAGAGUGCUUGGAUGGAGAUCUUGAUUCUUGGUGUUGUAUACCGGUCGCUUUCUUUUGAGGAUGAGCUCGUAUAUGCUGAAGAUUAUAUCAUGGAUGAAGACCAGUCCAAAUUGGCAGGCCUUCUUGACCUUAACAAUGCCAUACUGCAGCUGGUAAAGAAAUACAAGAGCAUGAAGCUGGAGAAAGAAGAAUUUGUCACCCUCAAAGCUAUAGCACUUGCUAAUUCAGACUCAAUGCACAUAGAGGAUGUUGAGGCAGUGCAGAAACUUCAGGACGUCUUACAUGAGGCUCUGCAGGAUUACGAGGCCGGGCAGCACAUGGAAGAUCCUCGGCGUGCAGGCAAGAUGUUGAUGACUCUCCCGCUUCUGAGACAAACCUCCACCAAGGCUGUGCAGCAUUUCUACAACAUCAAACUGGAAGGCAAAGUCCCCAUGCACAAACUUUUUUUGGAAAUGCUGGAGGCCAAGGUCUGACUAAAGCAUCAUGGGCUUCCCCAUCAUGCACGUUUUAAAAAAAAAAAAAAGAAAAAAAAAAAGGGAAAAUAAACAGGAUAAUAAUGGCAAAGAAACUUAGUGUUUAAUUAAGGAAAAAAUGACUAAAUGACUGCACUGAUAUUUAGCAGCAAGACUGUGAAGCAGCUUUCAACUUUUUCUUCUGUGUCUUUCUGAUGCAGUUUUUUCUUUUCCUUUUCUCCCUUUUCCUUUCUGUUCUUUCCUUUCCUUUUUUCCUUUUCCUCUUUUUUUUUUCCUUUGCUGCUGAACUUUUUAAAAGAGGUCUCUAAUUGAAGAGAGAUGGAAGCCAGGCCUGCCAAAGGAUGGAAAUCCAUAAUAUGGAUGCCAGUGAACUUAUUAUGAACCAUGAUGUCCCCAAUGACAAAGGAAUCAAAGAGAGAAGCACCGUACCUAGCAGUACAGUACAACACGAUGAACUGACUGAAUGCAGUAUUAGAUUUCAUAGGAGCAGUCUCUAAUUAGACGACUAAAGCGACGAUGCAUCGGCUGCUUCUUAUCAUUGCAUUUUCCAUCUAGAUCAGUUACAGCCAUUUGAUUCCUUAAUUGUUUUUUCAAGUCUUCCAGAUAUUUCUUAGGUUAGCUACAAUAUAACUUUUUCAGGGAAUAGUUUAAGCUUUAUUCAUUCAUGCAAUACUAAAGAGAAAGAAAUACUGCAUUUUUGUGCUGGCUUGAACAGUGAUGAACAAUAAUGAAGGACAAAUGAAUCCUGAAGGAAGAUUUUUUUAAAUGUUUUGUUUCUUCUUACUAAUGGAGAUUUUUUUGUACCAGCUUUACCAGUUUUCAGCCAUUUAUUAAUGUGGGAAUUUAUCUUACUAAAGCAAUAGUCGAAGGGAAGGUGCAUAUUAUCACGGAUGCAAUUUAUGUUGUGUGCCAGUCUGGUCCAAAACAUCCAGUUUCUUAACAUGAGCUCCAGUUUAUAACUAAAUGUUCACUGACUCAAAGGAUUAGAUUACACCUGCAGUAUAGCCGAGUAGUCUACCAUAUAAAUACUCCAUGUCAAAUACCAAUCCGUAACGGUGUUAGGAGACAGCGACUGCGCAGGGGCGCGGUCGCCGCGUGAUUUCUAACUGCUUCAGUUGCAAAUGAACAAGAUACUACUGCCUGUUUGCAAAAUUGUAACCUCACAUGCAGAAAAACCCUACGAACCAAUAGUAGCUUAGAGGCAAUGAGGCGAAUGCCGCCAUUUGCAAAAUUAAGAAAUCAGAGUAGUAGACUUCUGACCAAAUUGAAGAAUUUAACACUUCUAUACCUUAUUUAUUGAUUUAGAUUUUCAUUUGUAAAUGGCGAUCCUUAACAAGUAGCUAAACCAGUGUAUGUGCUUUUCAACCAGUAUUGUCACAGCAUGAAAGUCAGUCAGUUUCAAGACUGUUACGAGGUGUAAUCUAAUGUAUAAACCGAUUAGAUGCCCCCAGAAAACUACAGUCGCUAAAUAACCAAUAAACAAUAACCUCCAUCAAAUGCUAUACCAAUGUACCAGUGUUAGUAGCUGCUCCCUGUACUAUGUGAACAUCCUUAUUCUAUGUACACAGAUGUAAUUAAAAUUGUAAUCCUAACAAACAAAAGAAAUGUAGUUCAGCUUUUCAAUGUUUCAUGUUUGCUGUGCUUUUCUGAAUUUUUAUGUUGCAUUCAAAGACUGUUGUCUUGUUCUUCUUGUGGUGUUUGGAUUCUUGUGGUGUGUGCUUAUAGACACAGGGUAGAAUUAGAGACAAUAUUGGAUGUACAAUUCCUCAGGAGAUUACAGUAGUAUAUUCUAUUCCUUACCGGUAAUAAAGUUCUUCCUAGUAAUAAUUAAGAGAUCGAAACUCCAAACAAAUACUCGUUAUGAACAGAUACACACUGAAAUCAUAAUAUUUUCAAAACAAGGGAUAAUUUCUGUAACACUUUAUUAUAGAAUACCAAUGUAUAGCUUAGAAAUAAAACUUUGAAUAUUUCAAGAUUAUAGAUAAGUCUAAUUUUUAAAUGCUGUAAAUAUAGCUUUUAUUCAAUCAUCUCUCAGAUGUUGUUAUUAACUCGCUCUGUGUUGUUGCAAAACUUUUUUGGUGCGGACAAGUUUCCAAAACUAUUGCUACGUUGUGUGCUUUAAACAAAAUAACAAUGGGCCGAUGCUCUCUCAGCCCACAUGCUAGGAAAAAGAAAAAAAAACUGUGUAUCUAUCAUUAGCUAUAUGGGACUAUAUUGUAGAUUGUGUUUUCUCAGUAGAGAAGUGACUGUAGUGUGAUUCUAGGUAAAUCAUCAUUAGCAAUUCAUUCAGAUGGUCAAUAACUUGAAAUUUAUAGCUGUGAUAGGAGUUCAGAAAUUGGCACAUCCCUUUUGAAAAAUGUCAAAAAAAAUAAUACAACUCCUGGGAAAAAGGUGCUGAUUCUAUAAGAUUAUUUAUGUAUGUAAGAGUGCAAAAAAAAAGUUUAUUUUCCAGAAAGUUUGUGCAGGGUUUAAGUUGCUACUGUUCAAGUACACUAUAUAUAUAUAAAUAUAUAAUAUAAAUAUUGUUUUUGCUGUAUCACAUUAAAGAACUUGGGCUUCAGGGUCAAAAGCCAAUCAACUAGAAGUAUACAAAAAACACACAAAAAAUGGAGAUGUGUUAAAGGCACACGGUGCAAACUUUAGUUUUCAUUUUCCGUAGUUUUUUGGAGCUGCAAAAGAACAAGUAUCUCAAGACUGUAAAACCAUUACCUGAAACUUAGCUAAAAAGAACUGCACGGGCUUUAUAAUAUUGUUCAUCUUAAACCUUGCUGGAGAAGAGUUCUUUCAAGACCACUUGCUUAAUGUGAAGUGUUGGGAAAAUUUCAAAGGGUGUAUGUUUUAGCCAUAACAAUUUAAUUUCUAUUUUUGCUUCAUUUUUUAAUUUUUUCUUAUUUAAAGCAAUAUGAUUGUGUAACUCCCAGAAGUUACACAUUUGUUUCAAUCAGAUCAGAUUGUUGUAUUUAUUCCACUAUUUUGCAUUUAAAUGAUAACAUAAAAAGAUAUAAAAAAUUAAAACUGCUAUUUUUCUUAUAGAAGAGAAAAUGGGUGUUGGUGAUUGUAUUUUAAUUAUUUAAGCGUCUCUGUUUACCUGCCUAGGAAAACAUUUUAUGGCAGUCUUAUCGUGCAAAGAUCGCAAAAGGACAAAAAAAAUUAAACUGCUUAUAAUAAUCCAGGAGUUGCAUAAUAGCCAGUAGUUAAAAACCGAAACAAAACAACAAAUGAAAACAAACAUGUCUAUAGCUGUAGAUGGGCUUCACAUCUGUAUAGCAAUCAACUGUAUAUUUUUGUGAUGUGUAUCAUACCGUGUGCUCCAACCAAUGUCCAUUUGUGUAAAUGUAUUUAUUUUAUAUUGUAUAUAUUGUUAAAUGCAAAAAGGAGAUAUGAUUCUGUAACUCCAAUCAGUUCAGAUGUGUAACUCAAAUUAUUAUGCCUUUCAGGAUGAUGGUAGAGCAAUAUUAAACAAGCUUCCACUUUU
Molecule: messenger RNA, 10957 nt
Organism: Motacilla alba alba
Lineage: Eukaryota; Metazoa; Chordata; Aves; Passeriformes; Motacillidae
Gene: ESRRG
Product: estrogen related receptor gamma
Exons: 8
Coding region: 6127-7482 (451 amino acids)
Biological process (GO): regulation of DNA-templated transcription
Cellular component (GO): nucleus
Molecular function (GO): sequence-specific DNA binding; nuclear steroid receptor activity; DNA-binding transcription factor activity
Source: RefSeq, a predicted model, not a curated record